Molecule: messenger RNA, 1525 nt
Organism: Vitis riparia (riverbank grape)
Lineage: Eukaryota; Viridiplantae; Streptophyta; Magnoliopsida; Vitales; Vitaceae
Exons: 4
Coding region: 271-1365 (364 amino acids)
Source: RefSeq, a predicted model, not a curated record
UUUCUUCUUCUUUUUCUUUCUUUCCAAACACCCUCCCUUUGGUUCCCGAGAAAACCCUGGGAUAACUCGACAGCAUGAAAUUCCCAGUCCCUCUCUUUCUUUAACCAUUUCUUUUCAGUUUCCGGAUAAAACCAAGAGAGGGGGGUGCUUUAUCUUCAUAUGAUGCAUUUUCUGUUGGAACUCAAACAUUCUGGCUUCAAGCUUCAUUCAACUAGUGGACAUGUAGCUAAGAAGAGAAGGCAUUAAAAUUGGUGGAUAGGGGUGGAUCCAAUGGGGCUGUUACCUGAGUUGAUGACCACUAUAAUAAUCUUGGUGACAAAGCCUUUCUCAAUGUUCAAACUUCUAUGCAUAAUUUGUGUGAAAACCUUGUUCAUUAUCGCUUACACUUGGAUGGAAUUGGUGAGGGCUGCCAUCUGCUUCCAUGUGAACAUCUUCUGGAGAAUUGUGAUUUGGACAGUUGCUUUGAUAUCUCUCCCUGUACGAGUUUUGACUGCCUUACAGAGAGAAAGGCUGCUGGAAAUGCAUCUACAAGAGAUGCAGAUUGAUUUGGAGAAUCUCAUGUGGGAUAGGAAGGAACUUGAAGGCCGUCUAAAGGUAGCCACUAAAGAACAUAGGGUGAUGGAGAUGAUGUUAUUAGAACUUGAAGAGGAAUAUGAUAAGGCGAUUGUCAAAAUUGAGCUGUUAGAGAGUAAGGUGCAGGAUCUGAAGAAUGAAAAUAAUCGGCUGAAGGAGAUUCAGGGUAGAAGACUAUUGAGCCUCAAAGGUCAGGAUGACACAGGGAAUGACCAAAACAGUGGCAUUACUGACAAUUAUGGCAUUCCAUAUGGGAUCCCUUCAUGGAAAUCUGGUUAUCAUGAAACGGGCUUCAUUCUUCAAGACUUUAUGACGCACAGAGAUGAUUGGGAGAAUGAGAGCAAAAGUAAAACUGAACUACCGUUCCCAUCAAAAUCAGGAGCAGAAGCUGCUGGGCACAUCUAUCCAUUUACUCCUGGGAUUACCUUUAGAAAUUCCAACAUGAAUGAAGUUCUUGACCAACGAAGGGACACUGCUCUUUUACAGAGCCUGUUCAGUGCCAUAUUAUCACUUUUGGUUGGAAUGAUUAUCUGGGAAGCAGAAGACCCUUGUAUGCCUCUUGUGGUGGCUCUCUACACUGUGGUUGGCAUGUCAUUGAAGAGUGUGGUUCAAUUCUUCUAUACCAUCAAGAAUAAACCCGCUUCAGAUGCUGUUGCUCUAUUGAGCUUCAACUGGUUUUUACUAGGCACACUCACCUACCCAACACUGCCUAGGGUUGCUCGUAUGUUGGCUCCACUGGCCUUAAGCUUUGUGGACCAGACAUUGAGCUGGCUUGGUCUCUCUUCCAACUAGCCCAGAAACCAACUUGGCUCAUCAAGAUAUCACUUUCCACCUUGUAUCAUAAAUCUUGCACCAUCAAAGUUUUGUUUAUUUUGAUGAAUGCUCUUCAUAGCCUGUACACACAGAUCAAUUUGCCUUGACUAUUUAUCUAUAUAAUUUUUUUUGGUUAAAA